Gallus gallus (chicken) is the source of this 2604-nucleotide messenger RNA. RefSeq names its product carbohydrate sulfotransferase 2 (gene CHST2). The transcript has a single exon. Gene Ontology annotation, biological process: N-acetylglucosamine metabolic process; sulfur compound metabolic process; carbohydrate metabolic process. Lineage: Eukaryota; Metazoa; Chordata; Aves; Galliformes; Phasianidae. The record is from RefSeq and is a predicted model, not a curated record. Gene Ontology annotation, molecular function: N-acetylglucosamine 6-O-sulfotransferase activity. Bases 1 to 1284 code for a protein of 427 amino acids. Gene Ontology annotation, cellular component: Golgi membrane.
AUGAAAGUGUGCCGGCGGAAAGCGCUGGCACUGUGCCUGGGCUACGCGCUCCUGCUGCUCCUCGCCGCCCUCAACCUGCUGGAGUACAAGUGGCGGCGGGAGCCGCGGCGCUGCGGGGAGCCCCCGGCCGUCCCCCGCCAGCGGCCCCCUCCGCCGCCGGCCGGGAGCAGCGCUCCGCAGGGCGGGCGGCGGCAGCUGGUGUACGUGUUCACCACCUGGCGCUCCGGGUCGUCCUUCUUCGGGGAGCUCUUCAACCAGAACCCCGAGGUGUUCUUUCUCUACGAGCCCGUGUGGCACGUCUGGCAGAAGCUGUACCCCGGGGACGCCGUCUCGCUGCAGGGGGCGGCCCGCGACAUGCUGAGCUCCCUGUACCGCUGCGACCUCUCCGUGUUCCAGCUGUACAGCACGGCGGGCGCCGGGAAGAACCUGACCACGCUGGGCAUCUUCGGGGCGGCCACCAACAAGGUGAUCUGCUCGUCUCCGCUGUGCCCGGCCUACCGCAAGGAGGUGGUGGGCAUGGUGGAUGACCGCGUGUGCAAGAAGUGUCCCCCGCAGCGCCUCAGCCGCUUCCAGGAGGAGUGCCACAAGUACCGCACGCUGGUCAUCAAGGGCGUGCGCGUCUUCGACCUGGCCGUCCUCGCCCCGCUCAUGCGGGACCCCACCCUGGACCUCAAAGUCAUCCACCUGGUGCGGGACCCGCGGGCGGUCGCCAGCUCCCGCAUCAAAUCCCGACACGGCCUCAUCCGGGAGAGCCUGCAGGUGGUGAGGAGCCGUGACCCCCGCAUCCACCGCAUGCCCUUCCUCGAAACCGGCCACAAGCUGGGCGGGAAGAAGGACGGCGGGGGCGGCUCGGACUACCAUGCCCUGGGUGCCAUGGAGGUCAUCUGUAGCAGCAUGGCCAAGACCCUGCAGACCGCCCUGCACCCCCCUGACUGGCUGCAGGGCAACUACAUGGCCGUGCGCUACGAGGACCUGGUGAUGGAGCCCAUCAAGACCCUGCGGCAGGUGUACGGCUUUGUCAACUUGGCGGUCAGCCCGGAGAUGGAGAAGUUCACCCUCAACAUGACCAGCGGCCCCGGCUACUCCUCCAAACCCUUCGUGGUAUCGGCCCGGAAUGCCACCCAGGCGCUGAGCGCUUGGAGGACUGCGCUCAGCUUCCAGCAGAUCAAGCAGGUGGAGGAGUACUGCCAGCAGCCCAUGGCCCUGCUGGGCUACGAGCGGGUCGGCAGCCCCGAGGAGGUGAAGGACCUAAGCAGAACGUUGCUCAGGAAGCCGCGGCUGUGAGCGGGCAGUGCCGCGUGGCCGAGCCCCUCUGGGCUGGUGGGAGUGUGGGGGCCAGGAGCGGGUUCUGGUUUCCUCCAAAGACUGCUGAAGGGUAACAUGCAGUAGUAAUGUGAUGAUUUCUGUUUUGUUUUUUUUUUUUCUUUUUUUUUUCUUUUAUUUUCCUUCACUUGCAUUGGGUUAGAUGCGAUUUAAAACAGAAAAUAAAGUGGAACUGAAAAUGUGUGGAAGCUCCCUUUCCCCUUCUCUAAAAUGCCGGGGGAGCCUCCCUGCCAAAACCUUCUUUAUGGAGUUUGUGUGGGCUGGAAGGUGGUAGCAAAAACUCCUGCACAAUUUCUCGUCCAUUCUUAUCUCCCUGGGUGCAGAGGAGAUGCCCUUGGGAAGCAAUGCUGAAAAUCAGGCUUUUGUAUGGAAGUAAGUGUUAAGACGUGAGAGAAACAAACAAUAAAUGAUAUUCAUUUUUAUUAUUACCUCAAUUGUUUGGGAAUUACAGUGUUGCUGAUGUACAGCUGGAGGGGAGGCUUGCUGGGAAUAGCACCGAGGGCUUUCCUAAGGUUACGGGCAGAGGGCUGGAGUGUAACACUGGCGUGUCUGAAGAUGGAAGGCUGUUCGUGCACAAACAGGGACGGACUCACAGAUGCAGUGCGGGUUCUGUAGCUGUGUCAGAGCAGGCUUCUAUUUAACAACCGUCUGUUGUUGUUGUAUUUAAAAAGUCUUUAAGUGCCACUGUAUUAGCGUCCUAGGAGUUCUGAAGUGUUUGCCACCAGAGCAGUAUUUAUUUUUGUCUUGAUGUGUAUGCCUGGGAGUCGCCAGAAGUGUGACAAAGCUGCAGGAUUAAAAAAGACAUUUAUCAUAUUGGAAACAUUAGCAUGUGUGAAAACAAUUAAAAUUAUAUAUAUUCUAUAGUGCUAACAAUACGGUGAGAUAUUUAAGAUAUUUCUUGACGUUCAUUGGUAACAGGCGUAGCAGGGAAGCGUAGAAAAACGCAUAAAAUGUUGUAUUUUCCCCCUUGUUUGAGUGUCUGAGGGUGUGUUUCUGUUCUGAGGAGGGAGAACGCGUGCAGCUGUGUGUUCAUGGCUGUAAUGGAGCUGUGCGGAGCCAACCGAGCGCGUGCAUUCAGAGCGCUGUUAGGUGCUCGCUUGUGUGAAUUGUCACUGCUCCGCAGUGGAGCCAGAUGGUGGUCUGGCUCUGCCUGGGAGCUCUGCCGAGAGAGACUGUCCUGUGGUUAAACUUGAUGAAGAAUAUGGGGUUUUGCUACUACUUUUAUAAUUUCCUGAAAAAGUCCUGGUUUAAUAAAGGUCAUGUGAUGGUUGCACAUGGGAA